Messenger RNA from Caenorhabditis briggsae, 174 nucleotides. Bases 1 to 174 code for a protein of 57 amino acids. The record is from RefSeq and is a predicted model, not a curated record. Gene Ontology annotation, cellular component: membrane. Lineage: Eukaryota; Metazoa; Nematoda; Chromadorea; Rhabditida; Rhabditidae. The transcript has 2 exons.
AUGGGUCUUACUUGCGGAGACAUCCCGAAGUUCAUCUGCGCUCUCAUUUUCCCGCCAAUCGGAGUGCUCAUCGAGACCGGAUGCGACAAACAUCUCGUCAUCUGCAUCUUGCUCACUCUUCUCGGAUACCUUCCAGGAAUUAUCUACGCGUGCUACGUCAUCAUUGACAAGUAA